This is a messenger RNA of Caenorhabditis bovis, 5661 nucleotides long. The record is from the annotation of a GenBank genome assembly. Lineage: Eukaryota; Metazoa; Nematoda; Chromadorea; Rhabditida; Rhabditidae.
AUGCCGUUCGAAAUAGAGGAAACCGAUGGUAUAAUUGGAUGUUUACCAAAUGUAGCGGAUCCUAUACACGUUCAAGAGCUUCAAAAUAUUGUAAACUGUUUGCCACGAAUAUUUGAAAUUCCUCCAGUGAAUCAAAAUGCGGUAGAAAUAUCGUUUUUGAAAUAUUGCCGCCUUCUUCAUUUAUAUCAAGAGCAACCGAACCUUCUCGAUGGAUUAAUACCAAAGUUAAUCGAUCAACUAAUCGGAUACGUAAAAUUAUUAAAUAAUGAUGUUGAAUUCCUCGAUGAUCUGUCUCGAGAAGCAUUAAAAUAUAUUGCCGAAUUGUGCAUAGUUCGCGGUCGAAAAACCAUUGUGAGACUUUUACCGCACCAUGUUUCCCUUCUGGAGAAGAUUUUGAAAACAUUGGAAGCUUAUCCAAUGGAUAAACACUCGGAUCACGCUCAACGCAAUAUUCUUCUGCUUUGGCUCUGGAUUGUUGUGAGGAAUCCAUUCGAUUUACGAAGGUUUGAUCCCUCUGGUGAUCCGAAUAAUGUAAUUUCGCGAAUAAUGGGAAUUGCGAUGAAUUAUAUGUCCUGGGAUUGGAAUACUAGCCAGUACUCCGCAUCCCUUGUUAUUGCCCAAUGUUUAUCACGAGCCGACGGAAUUCCAAAAAUUCCAGAAAUCUUAGAUAAGCUUCUCUGUGAUAUCAAAGAGCAUGAAACUAACCAAAAACUUCUCCUCGCUGAUUUAUUACUUCUUUUAGCUAUUUUGAAACAUGUCGAUCGUUCUGCUUUAGUUGGGCAAUUGCAAAGGAUACAUGAAAAGAUUGAGUUUCUCUAUCCGAUUGAUGAAUCUCGACGAGGUUUAAUAUGUAAAUGUCUCGUGAAAGUCGCUCAAAGAUUGGGAUUAAUUGCGAUGAAGCCGAGAAAAUGCACGUGGAGCUAUAGAAGAGGAAAACGCCUUCUCGACGGAUUGUUCAAGGAAAAUGAAGAGAAGAUGGAAGUUGAUAUGAAUGAAAACGACGAUUGGGGAAACGAAGGAGAUUUGGAUAACUCAGAAAUUGUGGAAUGGGCUUUGUCACAUGUUUUAAGUGCAUUAUGCAAUUAUGAUACUGCCACACGAUGGUCUGCGGCUAAAGGAGUUGGUCGAAUUACAUCAAGGCUACCGAGUGCUGAAUUUGCAUCACAAGUUGUUGAAUCGAUUAUCGGAAAUCAUUUUGGUGAAGUUGGUGUAUAUUCGUCAUCGCAUAGCCAUGGUGGUUGCUUGGCACUUGCCGAACUCGCAAGACGCGGUGUUUUGCUGCCGAAUCUUCUCGACACGGUUAUACCAGUAAUGGAGAAAGCGUUGAACUUUGAAGAUCCGAUGGGAAUUCAUCAGAAUGGAAAUCAGGUUCGGGAUGCGGCGUGUUAUACAAUUUGGGCGUUCGCGAGAACAUAUGAACCUUCAGUAAUGGCUCCAUUCUUGCAAAGGUUAUCAAAUGCUUUGAUUUGCUGCGCCAUAUUCGAUCGAGAAGUUAAUCUUCGUCGUGCCGCUUCGGCUGCGUUUCAGGAAACUGCUGGAAGGCAGAAAAACGUUAUGAAUGCUAUUGAUCUGCUGACAACUGUUGACUAUUUUGCGGUUAGCAAUCGUCAGCGUUGUUAUGAGGAAAUUAGUGUAAUUGUCGCUCGGUUUCCGGCCUAUACUCGAAGUAUUUUGGAGCAUUUGGUUGAGAAAAAGAUAAACCAUUGGGAUGAAAAAAUUCGCGAGCAAGCUGGUGUGGCUCUUGAGAAAAUCAGCAGUAUAAAUAUUGAAGGAACGUAUGAUUCGUACUAUAUCGACAUUAUUGAUAAAAGUACAGGAAAAGUCAACGAAACGGACCAAAAUGCGCUUUCUAAUCAUAGUCACCUUCUUACAAUUGGACAUUUGGUUAAAGGAUUGACGGCUAGAAAUGUUGAAAUUCCAGAAAAGAUUGUCCAACGGAUAUGUGGUAUUCCGAUAAAUCUGAAACCAAUUUGUGAUCGUCUAUCGCAUUCUGGUGCCUUAAUGAGAAAAGCCGUUUGUCAGAUGAUGGGAUUGUUCUCGAAUGCCCGCGGUGUUCACUUUGUCGAACCUCAAUUGAAAGAAGCUUGGGUUGAGCGGUUCUUUACAUUUUUAAAAGAUACUAAUGAGAUCACUAGAAAUCUUGCGAAGAGUGCUGCCUAUUCGUUUAUUCGAGCACAUUUGAUGAAUGAGGAUGCAAUCAUUGAAAGACUCAAAGAUUCAUGCAAAAAGGGGAUGUCUCAACCAGCUGACGAAAACGAGCGCAUCGGAAGCUGCAUGAUGUCGGAAGUGAUUCCGAGUGACAUUGUCGGAGAACAGCUUUAUGAAGACUUGUCUCGAAUUAUUCAAGAUUGGAAGACGAAUUUCACAAAGUGGGCAGUUGCUAGGCAACAUUCCGUUGUUGCUCUUAAUCGUAUCACAGCGGGAAUGUCGCCAGAAGAGUUGAACGAAGUUGCACCAAAUUAUUUUAACACUCUUAAAGAAGCGAUGAGUGACUAUACGAUUAGUGCGAAUGGCGAUAUUGGACGAUAUGUUCGUGAAGCUAGCAUGAUCGCGAUGACCGAUAUUCUUGUUUCGGAUAAGCUCGACGAGAAGAUAUUGGACGAAAGGGUGUUGGAUUGUGCGAAUUUGAUGAUUAUCCAGAGCGCGGAACGAAUAGCAAGAACUCGAGAAUGCGCUGCGAGAUGUAUAUUGAGGUUGAUUGAAAAUGAGAAGACGAGCAAGAGGCUUGCCCAUACCUCUAUUCUUCGUGAAAUCUACGAAAAUCCACAGGAUUUCAUUUUGGAUAAAACUGUGAUGUCGUUGAAGCGUCUUCUUGAAGCUGGAUAUGAUUACUAUAAUGGAAUUAUAUUUGGAUUGGUGUUAUCGGCUGGAGCGAUUGGUGAAGGAACGCAGAAAACCGCAAAACAAGUCCUAUUGGAUCACCAGAUUAUGGUGAAUUCAGAUAAAGAUCGACUUGAUCGAUUACUAAAUGCGUGUGCUGUUGGAUUUACUCAUGGACAGACGUCGAUACGUAUCGCCACCAGCUUCCUUCACGUCUUACCUCAGAUCCUUGGUCACUUGGGAGUGUAUGAAGAUAAUCCGGACAACUCGGAGCACGUGGUGCAGCUUGUCGAAGUUCUUAAAAAGAUCAGCGCCAAGUCCACGCAAAUCACACGCAAAAGACUGUCGAUUGAGGCUUUUGCGGAAUUGCUAAACUGCGGAAAACACAGCAAAAUCUACCGAGAAGCGAGACAAUGUAUUUUUGAUCAUUUGUCCAGUUCAGUUCCGGUUUUACGUAAAGCUGCUGCCGAGAAGCUCUAUGAGCAUUUAUGCUGCGCUGAGGAGAUCGACGAAGAGGUGCUCGAGCUUCUAUCGACGACCAACUGGCUUGAGUCGAACACUGAUUUCAAAAUGACCUCAAAGAUGUCUGCGGAUCCACGAGACAAACUCGUUAGCAAUAUUUAUGGCGUUAUUUUCGCCAAUUCCCAACUACAGGGAAUGUCAAUGAAUUCUCUUAAAAAGGAAUUUACAGAACUAACCGGUAAAAAUCUGGAAAGUGCUGUAAGUGAAUUCGGAAAAAGCUCAGUCGAGAGCUUUCUAGAAUGUUUUCCAAAUAAAUUUGUCCGAAAGGGCGGUUUUUGGGCUGUGAAACGGGACGAGGUUAUGGAUGAGCAGCUGAGAGAUAUGCAACAAUCGAAAAAACGUCAGCGUCGGCCCCACGCCAGAAUUUCUCGCGGACGAGUCUUGCAGUCUAUUCCUCGUGUUAAUCAACAGCAGGGUUAUAAUAGAUCCUCAUUUUCAAAUGGAUAUGGGGAGAAUCCAGCGAAUUUUCGAUCGCAGUACAUCAGAGGAAGGGGCGGUAAGUUUGGAUCCGCCUUUUCAUCGGUAAAACCUAAUCCUUCGGGAUUCCCAUUUGAUGUGGUAAAUCGGCCGUUUUGGAAAAGUUCUAAUAAGGACAAUAGUUCUCGGAACGACGACGAGUCUUCUUAUUCGCGAGAUAUCCGACGUGACGAUGAGUCGGAAAUAAGAAGACGUCUUAAUGAAUCGAAUGAUUCUUUCGAUAAUAAUGACCCAAGAAAUUCACCAAGAAUGUAUGAACGGGAUGAUGAUCGAUACCGAUUUCAUCGGACUAGACGAGAUUAUGAUGAAUAUGAAAGCUCCUCGCGUUAUGAGGAUGAUCGUAGAAGGGAAGAGGAGCGUCUAAGGGAAGAAGAUCGAAGACGGGAAGAGGAGCGACGAAGCGAAUAUGUGCAAUGGAAUGACGUGAGACCAAGAAGCUCAUCUUACCGUGACGUUUCACCGGAAAAUUCGUCAUAUCGUGGUUCAUAUCGUGAAACUGCACAUGUAAAACGUGAAAACGUUGUACAAUAUGACGACGAGCCGCUUACAGUAUCGUCAUGCAAUACCACGAUGACAGAUGAUUCUGCUGAUUCCUUAUCUAAACGAUUUGGCGCGAUGCCAGCGGAGCCGCCGAAACAGCGAACAACGGCGGGAAAUCUGGCACGUGAGGUGAAUGCGAUCCUCUCGGGCCACAGCGGAGGUCCCAUGUACUUUGAUGAAAUCAUCAAAUUAUUGUCGAAAACGUUUUCGAAGAUGCCUAAACAUCAAAAAGAUAUUUUGAUGUUCUUCAAACGAAUCGAGGAAAAAUGCCCAAGUUUCGAUGUUGAUUACAACAAGGAAAUGAUUUCGCUGGUCAGAAAGCGUUCCGUAUCGCCGCCACCGGAAACGUCGCGAUCCGCUGAUCACGAUUUCCAGAAUGAUGAAAUUUACCAAGUGGUGAAAAAGGAGCUCGAUGUGCAUAUCGCAGAUCGUAUUGCAAUGCAAGAUUUAUUGCGAAUUAUUCGAGUGCCGCCUACACCUCACUUAAUCGAGAUUGUAGCUACAGUAGUUUGUGAUAGCAGAAAAUUUGAAUUGUCAAGUCUAAAAAACUUGGAGAAUGCAAUAAUUUUCCGAAAAAAAGGCGAUUAUCAUGGAAUUGUAGUUAAUCCGGCUAGCAUCGAGGUUCCUGACCGUCCUUUGAUGUAUUCUGAGCCAACUUGCCAUCGGUUGACUAGGAAAAACUUUGGUCUUCCUGAUACAGCUUUUGAGGUAAGCAGGGUAACCAAAAUCACGGAAUUGGCGCUUCCAUUCUAUGUUCGCCUUAAGUCAGAUCUAGACACAUUUUCCGAAAUGCAUUCGGCAAUUAAAUCCUACUGCUCUAAUUUCUGCCGAACUCGGGUUGAGCGUUUCCCAUUCAGUGUUUGGAAAAUUGGGCACGCGUGUCUGGUUCCAGUGACCAUCGGCGAUGAAAGUUUCCCAUCGUAUCGUCGUGCGGUUGUCGUGAAAAUUGACAAUUGCGACACACUCGUUGUUGUCAGACUCAUUGAUUUUGGCGAACUUCGAGGGUAUGAUCCGGAUAAGAUUAUUCCGAUUCCGGAGAAAUUCACGAGCAUUCCCUGUUUGGCUGUCAAACUCAGAUUGGAGCUGUUUGAAGUUAUCGACGAUGAGUUUGAACAGUUCCAUGAUAAUUAUGUGAAAACUCUUCAAGCACCGGGAAAGAAGUUCACUUUCAAGCCAUUAGAUUGGAUUAGAGGGCAUGACGAGGAAAAUCUGCUCAUGGUCAAGUUCUUCAUCGAUUCGCAUAUGGGAACUGAUGUAUUACGAACGUUGCGAAAGGAAGGACUAAUUACCUAUAUUGACUGA